This is a messenger RNA of Exophiala viscosa, 1584 nucleotides long. RefSeq names its product putative benzoate 4-monooxygenase cytochrome P450. Gene Ontology annotation, molecular function: iron ion binding; oxidoreductase activity, acting on paired donors, with incorporation or reduction of molecular oxygen; heme binding. The record is from RefSeq and is a predicted model, not a curated record. Lineage: Eukaryota; Fungi; Ascomycota; Eurotiomycetes; Chaetothyriales; Herpotrichiellaceae. The coding region runs from base 1 to 1584 and encodes 527 amino acids. The transcript has 4 exons.
AUGAUGCUGUUGUUUCGAGAAGUUGUUACCGAUCCGCUACCAUGGCUUUCGGCGUUGGCUGUCCUCUCACUGCUCGGAUAUGUGGUGUAUCAACGCUUCCUACACCCCUUAGCGAAAUACCCGGGCCCCUUCCUCGCGUCUUUAACAGAUGUCUGGCAGGCCCAUCAAUUCAUGACUCUUCAACAGCCAUACUACUUGACCAAGUUACACGAAAAACACGGCCCGAUUGUACGUUACGGCCCAGACAAGCUGAGCGUUACAGACGAGGCCUGUAUUCCAAUCAUUUAUCAGAAGUCGGGCAAGUCGAUGCCAAAGACGGAGUUUUACGAUGCUUAUGGCGCAGCACACCCUAAUGUCUUUGGAAUGCGUAAUGAGAAUAUCCAUUCCAUUCGACGACGCCACAUGUCUUAUAGCUUUUCCAGUAGUUACGUCAAGGAAAUGGAACCGUAUCUCGAUAUAAACAUCAAGCUUUUGAACGAAAAGAUCAUUCGGUACUGUCUCACAGGAGAGGUAUUCGACCUGAAGAAGCUCCUGCAUUACUAUGUCAUCGAUGUCUUGGGAGAACUGGCCUUUAGCAACUCAUUCGGAAUUCAGGAGACCGAUGACGAAUCGCGAAUUCCUCCUGUCGUCGACCAUAGCUUGCUUGCAGCAGUCACCGGAGCUUGGCCUCUGAUGACCAAGACACUGAAGACAUAUCUCCCGUUUGUCCCGCACGCUGGACUUCAGCAGUUGUUCAAGGGUCGUCAGGCGUGCGCUGACCUCGCAUCGCGGAGCGUCCAACGGAGAAUAGACAAUGUGCAACUCCAGCAGGAACUUGAUCCUGAUGCGGCCGAACGAAAGGAUUUAUUGACAAACUUGAUCUUAGCAAAGCAUCCCGAUACGGGGGAACGACUUACUCAAAUGGAUCUCGAGACUGAAGCAUUUGGUUUCAUCAUUGCAGGUACACACACGACAAGCGCCACGACUACUUUACUAUUCUACCAUUUACUGCAUAACCCUGGACUUAUGGACAAGUGCGUCUCUGAGGUCGACGCAAAUCUCCCUCCGCUGGAGAGAGGCCAAGAAGCGUAUCCGCUUACGGUCGCCGAGGCGUCCUUACCUUAUCUGAAGAACUGUAUCAAGGAGAAUUUCCGUGUCACUCCCGUUUUCACCAUGCCACUUGCCCGACGGGUCAUGUCUCCCGAAGGGGUUGUUAUCGCAGGUCAACAUAUUCCACAAGGUACAUCGGUAGCCGUCUGCAAUCAUGCAUUUCAUCAUAACCCCGAUGUUUGGGGCUCUGAUCACAAUGUCUUUGACCCUUCGAGGUGGGAGCGGCCCGAGGUGAAUGCUAAAUCACGUCUUCUCAUGCAUUUUGGCCUAGGAGGGCGCCAGUGCAUUGGUAAGACGGUGGCGACGACAAACAUUUAUAAGGUCGUAAGCAUACUUCUCAGAAAGUUUCGUUUCGAGUUACCGAAUGACCAGGAAGCGAUGGAAGUUGAGAGAGGUCUCUACGUCGGGAAGAUACCAGAAAUGGUAAGUGUGGGCAUCAGUGACCUCAAGAGACCGCUGCUUGUGAAGGCGAAAACGAGGAACAAGCAGGAGUAA